Anastrepha obliqua is the source of this 499-nucleotide messenger RNA. RefSeq lists its product as uncharacterized. Bases 149 to 499 code for a protein of 116 amino acids. The transcript is spliced from 2 exons. The record is from RefSeq and is a predicted model, not a curated record. Lineage: Eukaryota; Metazoa; Arthropoda; Insecta; Diptera; Tephritidae.
AAGCAGCAACAAAAAGACACGCUGUUUGAUAAAAAUUCAAAUUUCUUAGAAAUUCCGCUACUUAAUCAAGAAACAACUAAAGUAGCAACCGAACUACCACGCCUGCACAAAGUCUAACACAAAAGCCCUCGAAAAGUGCAAAAAAAACAUGAGCGAGGUAAAGCAACUGCUAAGCUCCCUUUUGUGGGACAUUUACGGCAAACAACAGCGGGAAGAGCGUUCGCUGCGUUUUAGCAAGUAUAGCGACAAAUUUAGCAAAGACGAUCCAGAUAUGGCAGAUUUAAGUUCGUUAAAAUUUGCUAGCAGCGCUAAAGACUUGGAACAUUUGGGCAUCUGCAAGCUAACCGAUAUUUCUGCGAUUCUAAAGAUGGAAAUUAGUUUGAUGGGUUACUUCUUGGAACGGGUGCUGAUAUCGCGCGAACGCAAUCGAAGGCAUCAAGAAGCUUUGUGUGCGUUUGUGGACGCGCUGCUGUUUGUGAAAUUUCGUAAGUUUGAAUAA